GACCGGAGAUUAUAAGAGGACCCGCGCGGCGAGCAGGAGGGCCAGUCCCAAUCCGAGUGUGCGCCGCCGCGUUUCAGGUGAUCCGGUAGGCGGAUGAGCAGUCACCGUUUUCCCUCGACCGAGUAAACCACGACCCCCGACCCCGAAGAUGCCCGCCACGGAAGUGUCCCCCAGCCUCAGCGCGUCCCCCCUGACCUCCGGCUCCGACACGGAGCCGGAGAGCGAGUCCCGGUUCCUGCCGCUCAGAAAACUCCCGGUGUUCAGCAACGGCAACGGCUUGAAGAAGGAGCCGGAAGCGGAGAGGCGGAAGUCGAGCAACGGGUGGCAGCGCGAGCCGGAAACGGAAGAGAAGUUCCGGAGUCUCGUCGACGCGUCGCAGGAGGGCUUCAUCCGCGAGGCGGUCGAGAUCCUCAUCGAGAAAGGGGUCUUCGAGUCCACCCGACGGGAGAACCGCGUCCUCGAAUGGCGCCACCCGGAGGAGCUGGAGCGGAUCUUCGACUUCGACCUGAGGAAAACCCCCGAGUCUCACCAGAGGCUCCUGGCUCUCAUUAAGGAUACCAUCAAGUACAGCGUCAAAAUCGGACACCCCUACUUCAUCAAUCAGCUGUAUUCCAGCGUUGACCCGUACGGAUUGGUAGGACAAUGGCUGACAGACACGCUGAACCCGAGCGGUUACACGUACGAAGUUUCGCCGGUGUUCACGCUGAUGGAGGAAAAAGUCCUCUCGGAAAUGCGGAAGAUGGUCGGUUUCCACGGAGGAAGCGGCGACGGCGAUGGAAUCUUCUGUCCCGGCGGCUCCAUGUCCAACGGAUACGCCAUCAGUUCCGCAAGAUAUCACAAGUUCCCGCAAGUCAAGACAAAAGGAUUACAAUCACUUCCUAGACUGGUGCUCUAUACUUCUGCAGAUGCUCACUACUCAAUAAAGAAAAUGGCUUCACUUCAAGGCUUGGGAUCAGAUAAUGUGUGUCUAAUUCCAACGGACAGCAGAGGGAAAAUGGAUCUCAAUGAGCUGGAGAAGAGCGUUGAGGCAACCUUGAAAGACAAUGCCGUUCCAUUCUUGGUGUCAGCCACAGCAGGGACAACUGUCUUAGGAGCAUACGAUCCAAUUGAAGGAAUUGCAGACAUUUGCAAAAAGUACGACAUGUGGCUGCAUGUUGACGCUGCAUGGGGAGGUGGUGCCCUCAUGUCCAAAAGAUACAAACACCUUCUGAAAGGCGUUGAGAGAGCUGAUUCUGUGACAUGGAAUCCUCACAAGUUACUGGCUGCUCCUCAACAAUGUUCUACAUUUUUGACUCCCCACAAAAAUAUACUCUCCGAGUGCCACUCAGCUGAGGCACAAUAUCUCUUCCAAAAGGAUAAAUUUUAUGACAUGAAAUACGAUACAGGGGACAAACAUGUUCAGUGUGGUCGCCGAGUUGAUGUUCUGAAAUUCUGGUUUAUGUGGAAAGCGAAGGGUACUGAUGGUCUUGAGCAACACGUGGACACAAUAUUUGACAAUGCUGAAUAUUUCACCAGAAAAAUCAGAGAUCAUCCAAACUUUGAAUUGGUUCUAUCUGAGCCUGAGUGCACAAACAUUUGCUUCUGGUACAUCCCUCCCAGCUUGCAAAACGUUAAGAGAGAUGAAGAAUACUAUUGUAAAUUAAAUACGGUUGCACCAAAGAUUAAAGAACGAAUGAUGAAGGAUGGAACAAUGAUGGUUACAUACCAACCUCUUGACGAUUUACCUAACUUCUUCCGAUUAGUGAUACAAAGUUCUGGACUCAACCAUUCUGAUAUGGAUUUCUUUGUUGAGGAGAUACAGAGACUGGGUAAAGAUUUGUAGGCUGUUUUAAAUUAUCCUAAAUUAUUUUCCUACUCAAAGUUUGUAGUUACCUGUUUUGUCUGCAUACCUAUUUAUUUUAUUCUCUGAUACUGACGCUUGUGAUAUUUUGUUGUAAAAUUGUAAGUAUUUAUGUAUUGUUGAAUGAUUCAGCUAGAAUGUUGAAUAUACCAAUAAAUUGAAAUAAAAAAGACA
This is a messenger RNA of Bemisia tabaci, 2014 nucleotides long. RefSeq names its product glutamate decarboxylase-like protein black (gene b). The record is from RefSeq and is a predicted model, not a curated record. Gene Ontology annotation, cellular component: cytoplasm. NCBI's taxonomy places the organism in Eukaryota, Metazoa, Arthropoda, Insecta, Hemiptera, Aleyrodidae. Gene Ontology annotation, biological process: carboxylic acid metabolic process. Gene Ontology annotation, molecular function: pyridoxal phosphate binding; carboxy-lyase activity.